Messenger RNA from Botrytis porri, 1800 nucleotides. RefSeq lists its product as uncharacterized. NCBI's taxonomy places the organism in Eukaryota, Fungi, Ascomycota, Leotiomycetes, Helotiales, Sclerotiniaceae. The transcript has 4 exons. The record is from RefSeq and is a predicted model, not a curated record. The coding region runs from base 1 to 1800 and encodes 599 amino acids.
AUGGAUCAAUGGCUCCGACCCGUCUUCGCAAGGACACGAACACCCGUUCAGUCCGCCCCCAGCAAUCAUUCUGACGAACCUCACGAAACCGACGACACUAUGAAAUCUAUCCGUCCCAGUUCGCGCGUUUCCUCUUAUAUCGGGUUUCGCUCGUCAACUUCGAAUCUUCAUGCACCUACUGGUGAUACCUUUACCUUUCAACAUGUCAAUAUUCCUGAAAAUGUAUACCAUAAACCUUCGGGAAGUCAGAUGGCCGAAACACUGAAAGUGAUUAUGAUGACGAGGAAUUUGAUGGAAUCGCUUCCCGUGGAGUAUAAUACGUGUAUUUUACAUGUUUUGGAGUCGUAUAAUGAUCUGCAGGAGAUGUUGGCUGUGAAGGAGGGGGAGAUUGAAGAGAUUAAGGGAAGACAUACAAAGGAUAUUAGGGAGUUUGAUAGUAUGGCUGAACAGUGGAAAGCGAAAGAAAAAGAUUAUCAGAAAGAGAUAAAGAAUCUUGAAGUUCUUCUUUCCAAGACAGAGGGAGGAAUGGAAAAUGUUACCAUGGCGCGCUCAAAAAGUGUUGUUCAUGGGACUAGAAGAGCUGCCGAUUUAUUCGAAGAUGGUAUGGAGAAAAUAAAGCAAAAUUUCGCGCGCUAUAGUUCUGGGAGAGGUUCUACUACCACAACUGAAUGGGAUAUCGAUCACGGACAACAGAGUACUUCUUCGCAUGCACUAGAAACUCCUACAAACGCAAGUGAGCUCUCUCAUGAGGAAGGAGAUCUACACCACGAAGAAACAGUCAAAUCUCGACGCAAAGAAAGUUCUUCAGUCCAAGAUACCGAAAGUUUUUACUCGGCAGUAGAUAAUCAAUCCACACGCUUGACAUCCGUGCAACUCGAUGCACUAGAAAGACAACAUGCUACCGAAGAACUCGGUGUCGUAUUCGACUCAUCAUCGGAGUCAGAUGACACCAGUUCCCGCUCUGCUUUCACCGAAGGUCAAGCCGGCACUCCCAGUCGCACUCCCAAAAUAUCCGGUAUUCGCAAUAGCGGUAAAGAAAAACCUCUACCCGACAUCCCGAGCAAACAUCAAGAAAUGGAUCCUUUCUUACCAGGUGUAACAACCAGCACACGACCAUGGGUCGAACCGCAAGACGACGGAGAAGUAUCUUCAUCCAUCGAAUCCCGAAAGGGAUUUUCGUUUAGAACAGGUGAUGAUACACCAUCUUUGCUGCACAAAUCCUCAAAAGAUAUUCUGCGAAAAAGUAAUUCCGUCUCGGUGCCUGCGAGCCGAUUGAGUUAUGUGAUGAAUAAUGAAGAUGAGUUUGUGUCUUUACCCAGACAUCCUAUCGCGCAUGCGAAUGCGCAAUUGAAAGUAAGUCCGAAAACAAGGAAUACGGGAUCGAAACAAAUUGUGAGUACAUCACCGGGAAAAGAAACUUAUGCGACGGGUUUGAGACAGCAGUUGGGAAUUGGAAGGGGAUUGGGUAAGAGUAUUGAGAGGGGGGAUUCAAGUAGUAGUAUUGUGACGGCUGUGAGGGAUAAUUCGGGGAGGAGUGAGAAGGGGAGACCGGUGAGGGGGGAUGCAGGGGGAAAGGGGAAUGCGAGUGCUGGGAAACAGAAACAGAGUCAGGGAACGGCGGUUAUGGCUGCCGUAAGAGCGAUAGCAGCGAGUAAUAAACAGGCUACGGCUAAUGAUAGGAUUCAAGCUCAUGCGAAUGAAUUUGAUAGGAAGGAUAUUGAUAGGAGAGAAGGGGUGCCUUUUAGCCCCGAAAGAAGUCCCACGGGAUCGCAAGUCGGUGGUGGCGGUGGUAGAGAGUGA